CUGUUUUCCCUUCGUCCUUAAACACCUGUACUUGUAACCCAAAAAAGAUCGCAAUGGUCCACCAGAUCACUAUCGAGCCCCUCGCCAUCGACAACUUCAAGCCGUACGGCGAUGUCAUCCAGCUCGAGGGCAAUUCCAACAUUAUCAUUGCCAACCAGGGCACCGCCAAGCGUGUCAACUACGUGGCCAAGCUCGAGAACCUGCGCGAGGGCACCGCCCCGGCCAUCCCCAAUGGCAAGCCCAACAUGUGCAUCUUCAGCUCGUCGCCGCGCCCCACCAUCGGCGGCCGCUUCGAGGUCAAGCUGCUGGAGCGCCACCCGUACAGCUCCCAGGUGUUCAUGCCGAUCAUGCAGGCCGGCAACAGCAGCAUCAACCCCGACGAGCCCAGCUACCUGGUCAUUGUCGCCGAGAACGGCCCUGAUGACAAGCCCCUGCUCAACACUGUGCGUGCGUUCGCUGCGAGCUCGACCCAGGGCAUCAACUACAAGGCCAACUCAUGGCACAGCCCCAUGGUUUGCAUUGGCCAGCGCGUCGACUUCCUGGUGCUCGUGUGGGAAAACAAGGUCCCACUGCACGAUUGCGAGGAGGCGCCGAUCGAGUCGGUCCUGGUUGACCUGACCCCGUCGUUCAAGAACCUGAGCGGCGGCAAGCUCUAACCCACUAGCAUUCCAAUAAAUCUACCUUGCGUACCAUCAGGCUGCUGACAUGCUUGCUAUAUAUCAGCUGCGUGGCAUCUUGUCUCCCCCAGCCCGUAUGUGACAAGGAC
Messenger RNA from Linderina pennispora, 766 nucleotides. Its product is annotated as ureidoglycolate hydrolase. The record is from RefSeq and is a predicted model, not a curated record. NCBI's taxonomy places the organism in Eukaryota, Fungi, Kickxellomycota, Kickxellomycetes, Kickxellales, Kickxellaceae. Gene Ontology annotation, molecular function: ureidoglycolate hydrolase activity; ureidoglycolate lyase activity. The transcript has a single exon. Bases 54 to 656 code for a protein of 200 amino acids. Gene Ontology annotation, biological process: allantoin catabolic process.